Molecule: messenger RNA, 1854 nt
Organism: Ananas comosus (pineapple)
Lineage: Eukaryota; Viridiplantae; Streptophyta; Magnoliopsida; Poales; Bromeliaceae
Product: anthocyanidin 3-O-glucosyltransferase-like
Exons: 3
Coding region: 187-1653 (488 amino acids)
Molecular function (GO): UDP-glycosyltransferase activity
Source: RefSeq, a predicted model, not a curated record
GGAUAAGAUUAUUGCAACCUACUCCCGUUUAAGUGCGAUCAGAUCUUAUCAACUACAUUGGCGGCGGGCCAACUAAUUCUUUAAAAGCCAAGUAACCAACAACUUUCUCACUGCACUCUGCCUUGCUUUUCUGCUAUCCCUCUCCAAAGUCCAAACUCAUUCUAUACUCAUCUUCUCUUCUUGCCAAUGGAAAACUUAAUCAACAGCACCAGCAGCGGAGAUGGCGGCGACGGCGGCAGCGCUGUUCACAUCUUCAUGUUCCCAUUCCUCGCGUUUGGCCACAUCAUCCCCUUCGUCCAGCUGUCGCGUAAGCUGCUCUCCGCCGGCACCGACGUGCGCAUCACCUUCCUCUCCGCCGCCGGCAACGUCCCCCGCAUCACCGCCCUCCUCCCCGCCUCCCCCUUCUUCUCUGUCGCCCCUCUCAACCUCCCCGCCGUCCCCGGUCUCCCCUCCGGCGCCGAAAGCACCAACGCCGUCUCCGCUGACGGCGCUGAGCUCCUCAAGGUCGCGCUCGACCUCACCAAGCCCCAGGUCGCGGACCUCCUCGGGAGCCACCGCCCUGACAUCGUCGUCACCGACUUCGCCACCCCGUGGCUCCCCGCUCUCGCCGCCUCCUUCGGAAUCAAGACCCUCCCCUUCUCCGUCUUCUCAGCCAUCAACAUGGCCUACCUCACCGUCCCGGCGCGCCGCCCCAGCGGCUGUCCCGCCCCGACCAUCGACGACCUCAUGAAACCCCCCACCGGGUUCCCUGCAGCAUCACCCCUCCGCUCCAUCCCCCGUUACCAAGCCGCCGACUUCUCCUACCUCUUCAAGAGCUUCUACGGGCGGCCGUCCGUGUUCGACAGCGCGGCGGAAGUGAAUGGCGCGUCGGACGCGAUGGUGGUGAAGACGUGCGCGGAGAUGGAGGGGCCGUACGUGGAGUACCUGGAGGCGCAGUACGGGAAGCCGGUGCUGUUGGUGGGGCCCAUCGUCCCCGACGAGCCCCCCUCGGGUGGCGGCGGCGGCGAGGAGCUGGAGCCGCGCUGGGCCGAGUGGCUGGGCCGCUUCGCCCCGGGCUCCGUCGUCUUCUGCUCCUUCGGUAGCGAGACCUUCCUCGCCGACUCCGCCGUCGAGGAGCUCCUCUUCGGCCUCGAAGCUGCAGGCUCGCCGUUCCUCGUCGUGCUCAAUUUUCCCAAGGGGGGCGGUGGGGGCCAGAAGACACCGAUACCGGAAGGGUUCGAGGAGAGGGUGAGGGGGAGAGGGGUGGUGCACACGGGCGGGUGGGUGCAGCAGCAGCUGCUGCUGCGGCACCCGAGCGUGGGCUGCUUCGUGUGCCACGCCGGGCUGAGCUCCGUGCUGGAGGCAAUCGUCGCGGGGCCGCAGCUGGUCAUGCUGCCGCAGAAGGGCGACCAGUUCCUGAACGCGAAGCUCUUCAUGGCGGAGAUGGGGGUCGGGUUUGAGGUGGAGAGGCGGCCCGAGGACGGCUGGUUCGGGCGCGACGCGGUGUGCGCUGCGGUCAAGGCCGCGAUGGAGGCGGCGGCCCCCGCGGCGAGCCAGCAGAGCAGGGUCGGGGAGAGCCACAGGAAGUGGAGGGAGUUCUUGCUGGACGAACAGGUGCAGGGGAAGUUCACGGUCGAGUUCAUCGACAAGUUGAGGCAGCUGUGUGGGAAAUAGAUUGGGUCAAUUAGAUUGCUCUGUUAGUGGCCAAACAUUGACUAUAAUAAUGGGCUCGUUGUGAUGUUGUUGUAUUAUUAUUGCAAUCUCAUAUUACUAUCUUCAGGUGUGAUUUCUCUGUAUGUUCGUACAACAUUGGUUUAAGACUCUAUAAUGUUCUUGAUUAUAUAAUCCUUCCUGAUCUUCCUUCGUUGGUUUGUA